CUCCAGUCAACCGCGAGCGCAUCUCGAGUUUGGCCAAGCGGAACGCCACCGAGCUAGGAAGCGAUGGUCGUGUACAACUUCAAGAAGAUCCAGACGGUGCCGCCGGCGAGCAACUUCAUCGACAUCAUUCUCACGCGGACGCAGCGCAAGACGCCGACCGUGAUCCACCCGACCUAUGCCAUCUCUCGGAUCCGCGCGUUUUACAUGCGCAAGGUCAAGUUCACGCAGCAAACAUGCCAGGAAAAGCUCAGUCAGAUCAUCGAUGACUUUCCACGUCUCGACGACAUCCACCCGUUCUACGCCGACCUGAUCAACAUCUUGUACGACAAGGACCACUACAAGCUCGCGCUCGGCCAAAUCAACACGGCCCGCGCCUUGGUCGACAACAUCGCCAAGGACUACGUCCGCAUGAUCAAGUAUGGCGACACGCUGUACCGGUGCAAGCAGCUCAAGCGCGCCGCCCUCGGUCGUAUCUGCACCCUUCUCAAGAAGAACAAGAGCAGCUUGGACUACCUCGAGGAAGUGCGCAAGCACUUGAGCCGUCUCCCGAGCAUCGACCCCAACACCCGCACGCUCCUUGUCACGGGUUUCCCGAACGUCGGCAAGUCGAGCUUUAUGAACAAAGUGACGCGCGCCGACGUGGACGUCCAGCCGUACGCAUUUACGACCAAGGCGCUGUACGUGGGCCACAUGGACUACAAGUACCUGCGAUGGCAAGUGAUCGAUACGCCGGGGAUCUUGGAUCACCCCCUCGAGCAGCGCAACACGAUUGAAAUGCAGGCCGUGACAGCAUUGGCGCACUUGCAGGCGUCGGUUCUGUUUUUCCUUGAUAUUUCCGAGCAAUGCGGCUUCACGAUCGAGCAGCAGCUCAGUUUAUUUGCCAACAUCCGGCCGCUCUUUGCCAACAAGCCACUCCUGCUUGUGUGCAAUAAGAUCGACCAGAUGCCGUACGAGAUGCUUCCCGCGCACCACAAAGAAGCAAUCGAAGAGGCCGCGUCGACGUCCAACGCCAAGAUUUUCACCAUGAGCAAUCACUCGGAGGAGAAUGUGAGCACGGUCAAAAACUACGCGUGCGACGAGCUCCUCAACCACCGCGUGAGCACCAAGGUCAAGGGAAAGAAGGUCGGAGAUGUCCUCAACCGCCUUACGGUCGCCAUGCCAGUUGCCCGCGACGAUGUCGUCCGUGAUGUAUCGAUCCCAGAGAGCGUGCUCAAGGCACGCGACGAACCUGGCACUAUUGUGCCGCGCAAGACGCAAAAGCAAAAGAUGGUCGAGAACGGCGGCGCUGGCGUGUACGCGAUGGACUACACGGAGCACUACGAAGGCAUGCUGAAGAACAAGGAGUGGCGCCACGAUGUGAUGCCCGAGAUCUGGAACGGCAAGAACUUGGCCGAUUACAUCGACCCGGACAUUCUGGCCCGUCUCGAAGAGCUCGAGCGCGAAGAGGAGGCGCUGGACGCCGAGGCUGCCGCCAACCAGGACCUUGAAGACGACGACAUCGUGUCCGACUUGGACGAAGAGGACAAGGCCAACCUCCGCGCGAUUCGCGACAAGAAGUCGGUCAUGGUAGCUGAACACCGCCAAGCAAAGAACAAGAACCGAUCGGUCUUGCCACGGAAGCACAUGCGCCGCACGCUCGAUGGCUACAAGGACAGCUUGGAUGCACUCGGCGUCGACACGUCGAAGCUCAACCACGCCGCGGCCAAGGCCAAGAAGCACGAAGUGGACGAAGAGCAACGCGGCCGCAAGCGCACUCGCGAUGAAGUAGACGACGUCGACAUGGAAGGCGGCAGCGACGACGACAAGGGCUCCCGCAUGCGGUCGACGUCGGUCGCGCGCCGAUCCAAGUCCAAGACAGGUCGAUCCCAGAGCCGCGUCGCGCCGCGCGACGAAAGCGGGUUCCGCGACGAGGCCAUGCAGGCCAAGAGCAAGAAGGUCAUGCUCAAGCAACAGCGCAAGAUGAACAAGAUGGCCCGCAUCGGCGAAGCCGAUCGCCACCAAUUGCCCAAGCUCGCCAAGUGGCAAAACUCGGGCAAGCGAGGCAACGGCAAUACCAACUCGAGAUAAAACACUGUCGUUCGUGUGCUGUGAAAUAUAUUAUGUAUUCGAUCUCACAA
Aphanomyces invadans is the source of this 2117-nucleotide messenger RNA. RefSeq lists its product as hypothetical. The coding region runs from base 64 to 2067 and encodes 667 amino acids. NCBI's taxonomy places the organism in Eukaryota, Oomycota, Saprolegniomycetes, Saprolegniales, Verrucalvaceae. The transcript has a single exon. Gene Ontology annotation, cellular component: nucleolus. Gene Ontology annotation, molecular function: GTP binding; RNA binding; GTPase activity. Gene Ontology annotation, biological process: ribosomal large subunit biogenesis. The record is from RefSeq and is a predicted model, not a curated record.